AUGCCUUUGCGCAUUACCACAUGGAACGUGAACGGAAUUCGUAAUCCAUUCGGGUACCAACCAUGGAAGGAAGCCAAAUCCCUCGGUGGUAUGUUCGAUAUCCUGGAAGCUGACAUUGUGAUCAUGCAAGAACUCAAAAUACAGCGGAAAGAUCUUCAGGAUCACCAUGUGCUAGUUGAUGGAUGGGAUGCGUACUUCAGCCUUCCAAAGGACAAGAAAGGAUACUCUGGUGUUGGAAUUUACACUAGAAAAUGCAAAUGCAACCCAAUUCGCGCCGAGGAAGGUCUUCUUGGCGUUCUCUGUCCGCCAAACUCUGAUGAACCUUACUGUGAGAUGAAUCCCGAAGAUUGUAUCGGCGGCUAUCCAACGCAGGCUCAGCUAGAAGAUCUGGGCGUUGAUGUGGACGCGAAGUACCUUGACUCUGAAGGCCGAUGCGUGGUUGUGGAGUUUCCGGCUUUCGUGCUUUUUGGAAUUUAUAGCCCAGCCAACAGCAAUGGCCAACGUGACGAUUUUCGCUAUGGGUUCAUGUGUGCAAUGGAUCUGAGAAUCAGGAACCUUGUGAAGAUGGGCAAGCGUGUGGUCGUUACAGGCGAUCUGAACGUCUCACGGGAGCCAAAGGAUACAGCGGCGUGCAUGGAAGACAUAACAAAGGGAGGCAUAAGUCUCGACGAGUACAUAUCCUCGCCAAAUCGGCGCGUUUUCAAUCAGUUGUUGGAAGGGGGGCCAGUGUUACAGCCUCGAGAUCCUGGGCGUGAUUCGCCUGUUCUAUGGGACAUUUGCAGAGGCUUUCAUCCAGAACGCGAGGGAAUGUACACACAUUGGGAAGUUAAAGUCAAUGCGAGGCCUGGAAACUUCGGAAGCCGAAUCGAUUAUGUUCUUUGCAGUCUAGACAUGAAGGACUGGUUCGAGGCGUCCGAUAUACAGGCUGGGCUCCAUGGCUCCGAUCACUGUCCUGUGUAUGCAGUUAUCAAGGAUAACAUCGACUUGAACGGAAAGCCUACUGAAACACUAGAUGUCAUGAGCCUUGAAGGGGUUUUCAGAAACAGUAUCAGACAACGAGAACUGAACACGAAAGAAAUGCCAGAGUUCUGCGCACGUCGUAUGCCUGAAUUCUACAAUCGUCGCAAUAUAAAGGACAUGUUCACCAAAAGACCGUCCUUAAGCACCCAGAAGUCAGCAGUACUGACAAUCGAUGACACUGUUGCUCAGUCUUCCCGCGAAAGCGCCGUUGACUGUACAGCGCAAACAUCAAAUGGCAAAGGGGCCGGUAAAGCCAUCCACGGCAUCAAGCGCGCUCGACCGGAAUCCACACAGAGCAAGACCAUCAAGCGUAUAAAGUCCACAAGCCUACCGAAAGGUCCAGCGCGCCCUAGCGGCCAAAUGUCUAUGCGGAACUUCUUCCAAAAUGGCCCUCUAUCUCCAUCCAAGCCCAGUCCCUCUAGAACACCAGCAUCAGACACCACAACUCCGCCCACUUCCACACAAGCUUCGAAUGAUACAGAGAUAAUUGGACCCGUCGCUUCCUUUUCUCCUUCAACCCCCUCUACAAAAUCCAUACAUCGCACUUGCCGCACACCCUCCCCGACGCAAGCAAGAUCGAGGACUCCCACAUCAACAGCAAAGACUCCACAGUCAUCGUAUGAACCUCCUUUAGAAUCUGGAAGCCCUCACGACGCAAAACUGUCAUGGGUCAAGCUAUUUAGCAAGAAACCUCCACCCAGAUGUGAGGGACAUGAGGAGCCCUGCAUAAGCCUCAAGACGGGCAAGAAAGGUGCAAAUCAAGGUCGAGAGUUCUGGAUAUGCGCAAGACCACUAGGACCUAAGGGUGAGAAGGAAAGAGGUAGCGAUUGGCGUUGUCGCACAUUCAUAUGGUCCAGUGACUGGAACAGCGCAAGGGCGUGA
Pseudovirgaria hyperparasitica is the source of this 1902-nucleotide messenger RNA. RefSeq names its product apyrimidinic endonuclease. The transcript is spliced from 3 exons. Gene Ontology annotation, biological process: base-excision repair. Gene Ontology annotation, molecular function: phosphoric diester hydrolase activity; DNA binding; double-stranded DNA 3'-5' DNA exonuclease activity. Bases 1 to 1902 code for a protein of 633 amino acids. Lineage: Eukaryota; Fungi; Ascomycota; Dothideomycetes; Acrospermales; Acrospermaceae. Gene Ontology annotation, cellular component: nucleus. The record is from RefSeq and is a predicted model, not a curated record.